AUGCCGAUCGAGGCCCUUCCACAGAGCACCGCCAGGGCAAUUGGCUCCACAUCUGUCAUUUCCGAUGCAUACUCUGUGGUUAAGGAGCUCGUGGACAAUGCACUAGAUGCGUCUGCCUCUUCUUUGCAAAUUGAAAUCUCCCAAAACACCGUGGACAUUAUACAACUUAAGGACAACGGUCAUGGGAUUCCUCCCGCAGACCAAAAGAUUGUUUGCAAGCGAUCCUUCACCAGCAAAAUUCAAACACUAGAUGACCUGAGAAACGUCGGUGGCUCUUCAUUGGGGUUUCGUGGGGAAGCCCUGGCUAGUGUUGCUGAGAUGUCGGGGGCGGUCAGCGUCACCACACGAGUUGAAUCUGAAGUUGUUGGAGUAUGUGUAAAAUAUGGAAGGGAUGGAGAGGUAACUGGGACACAGAGGAUAUCUCACCCGGUUGGGACUACUGUGCGCAUCACAGACUUUCUCAAACACAUCCCUGUCCGCAGGCAGACCACGCUAAAGAGCGCCGCGAGGAGUCUGACCAGGAUAAGAAAACUCCUACAGUCAUAUGCUAUAUCCCAGCCAUCAAAAAGGCUUUCUCUGAAAGUUCUCAAAGCCACCAACGAGAACAACAAUUGGUCAUAUGCACCAAGUACGAACCCCUCACUGCUGGAUGCGACGCUCAAAGUGGCUGGUAAGGACAUAGUCUCUUCGUGUGUACUCAAACAGCUUUGCUCUGAGACGGCGGCGGAGAUGACUGAAGCAACAUCGCCAGAGCGGAGGACGUUGGAAGUGGUAGCCUUUCUUCCAAACACCCAACCUGAUACGACCAAAAUUAAUAAUACAGGCCAAUACAUCAGUGUGGAUGGUCGCCCUCUUUCUAACAGCAGGGGCAUCGGGCAGGAAAUUGCCAAAAUAUACAAGUCUUAUAUCCGUUCUGUCGCUUCAAAAAGCGAGACCCAAAAGUCAAUCAGCGAUCCAUUCUUGGCUUUACACAUUCUUUGUCCCCGGGGAACUUAUGAUGUGAACAUCGAACCAGCAAAGGAUGAUGUCAUGUUUGAAGAUCGAGACUCCGUUUUGACAUUGAUAACAAACCUCUUUCGGGAGCAUUACGGAGAGUCAGAUGGCGGAGAGAAGACCAAACAUCAAAAGAAAAAGGAUGAUGUUCACAAGUCUAACCAGACUUCCAGCGGCUUUGAUCUUCUUAUGGCAAGAAGAUCAGUUGCCGAGCCUCAAGCAGAAGUCAUUGGCUCUAAUGAACCUGUUAGCGACACUGCACCCAACGAAUCAUUACAAAGACGAAGUCUUUUGGAACCUGUUAUAUUGUCAAUUAACAGUUCCGAACAUGAACGAGGCCACGCCCCCGAGGGCUCAAAUGGGAACAAAGCCAAGCGUCCUGGGACCAUAAACCCCGAAAGUAUCGCUAGGAUCAAUGCAUCUUUCCGCACACCACGAAGUGAAAACCCCAAUCGGAUCAGCCCAAGGCCCGGUAGCUCAUUGAAUGAGACUCCCACGCGAACAAUGAGAAGACAUAGUGGAAUGUUUCCCGCUCAGCUCUUGCCCAUAAUAUCAACGCUACCAAGCCCCCCAACUACCAGACGUACUUUGGGGUCACCAAUUAGCCAACGUCGCGAACAACGACAUGGGCCAGCAAGCUCAUCACCGGAAACAAAUCGCAUGACGAGCUUCCGCCGCGCAGAUAGGGAGCGUGAUCGUGAGCGCUAUGGGAACGGGGCGCUUGACACCUGGUUUCAGAGGACCACACAAAUUUCGCUGGAGCAGACCCCCGUUACACAGUUAGAGCCUUCCCAAGAAGCAAUUGAGGAGCCAUUGUCAUCCCUCGCACAGCAACGGUUUGGGAUCUCGCACAACCCGCCGCAUGAUGGCGCAGAUCACCAAGAGCAAACUCACUCUCUCUCGCCAUCUUCAGAGGAGCCUUCCCCUCGUCAGUCUCCACCAAACCAGCCCUCGCCUCUAGAUGACCAAUUCGAUGGUAAUCCAGUCUCAAUGGACAGUGGACGAGGAUUCCCAGUCCUCGAUAGAUGGGCUGCUCAGCUUCACAAGGACGGCGCCCGCCCGGAGCCAAUCGAUCUGGAAAAAGCACUGGAUUUCGAGAAGCGCAAGAAAGAAGCUAUUCAAGCUAGGCGAUUACAGUUUCGAACUAGUGAAAUAUCGCCGGACCCAGAGCUUGCGCCGAUACCACCUUCCUCUCAAAAUAGUCGGUAUCUCGCCGCCAAAGCCGCGUUGACAUCGACGGAUGUAUCAAUUGCGGAGCCCGUCGUGGUGUCGAAGCUCGCUCCUCAUGAUCCGAGAGCUUAUUUGAUGCGCCAACAAGAGUCCUCUGCCGCGAAUGAGUCUGUAGCGAAUGGCACUAAGGUCAAAAGGUCAUUGAUCAAUCGACUUCCCUUUGAAAGGAUACCCGAUGGCCUCGACAUGCAUAAUUUGUCUGUUUCUUGCUCAGUGAACUUGGCGCCAAACUUUUGCUCUUUCAAACCGUGUCCGCGCGAAGACAAUUACGCCCACCCAGGGCCCGAACCUACAGCUUUCUCGUCACCCGAGGUGAAAGAAUACCUCCCCCUCUGGAAUGAACGCCUGGAGCGUAUCAUGAAAGAGAAAUAUGAAUCCAAAGACGCUUCGCAAAAAGACGUUUCGCAACCACCGCGACCGGCGAUUGAUCUCUCUUCAAUUAUUGAUAAACACAUCAACUCUUUUGCGGAAACAUGA
Penicillium brevicompactum is the source of this 2700-nucleotide messenger RNA. RefSeq names its product putative DNA mismatch repair protein. NCBI's taxonomy places the organism in Eukaryota, Fungi, Ascomycota, Eurotiomycetes, Eurotiales, Aspergillaceae. Gene Ontology annotation, cellular component: MutLalpha complex. Bases 1 to 2700 code for a protein of 899 amino acids. Gene Ontology annotation, molecular function: mismatched DNA binding; ATP hydrolysis activity; ATP binding. The record is from RefSeq and is a predicted model, not a curated record. Gene Ontology annotation, biological process: mismatch repair. The transcript is spliced from 3 exons.